Molecule: messenger RNA, 2804 nt
Organism: Ochotona princeps (American pika)
Lineage: Eukaryota; Metazoa; Chordata; Mammalia; Lagomorpha; Ochotonidae
Gene: NASP
Product: nuclear autoantigenic sperm protein
Exons: 16
Coding region: 347-2695 (782 amino acids)
Biological process (GO): CENP-A containing chromatin assembly; DNA replication-dependent chromatin assembly
Cellular component (GO): nucleoplasm
Molecular function (GO): histone binding
Source: RefSeq, a predicted model, not a curated record
UCUCUUGCCGAGAUCGGUUCUAGCCGUUGCAGCUGGGACCCGCGCUCGGCUCUCGCCUCGUCUUUCCGUUUGGCUGGAGAGGACGGACAGAAAGUCGCAGUCGCCUUUCGGAGGGUCCAGGCCAGGAACGAGACCGUCGGCUAACUUGCUUCAGAUAUGUAAAACGGCAUCGGUUUCUCUUUGCGGAAGCCUGCAGACUGGCAGUCUCUCAGGAGUUGGCCUACCAAGAUUUUACUUCUCCUGGUGCGACUGACGAGAGAAACGGGAAAUUGCUUUCAUAGGGGAAGGUGGGCGAAGGAGUGGGCAGACCCCGUUCCGCUCAGCGGCCCGCCUCCUCAGGGGAACGAUGGCCACGGAGCCCACAGCUGCUGCCGCCGUCGCUGCCGAGUUGGUUUCGGCCGACAAAAUUGAAGAAGCAGCUCCUGCUCCUUCUACCUCUGCAGAUAAAGUGGAGAGUCUGGAUGUGGAUAAUGAAGCUAAGAAGCUAUUAGGUUUAGGACAGAAGCAUCUGGUGAUGGGCGAUGUUCCAGCAGCUGUUAAUGCAUUCCAGGAAGCGGCUAGUCUUUUAGGAAAGAAGUACGGCGAGACUGCUAACGAGUGUGGAGAAGCCUUCUUUUUCUAUGGGAAAUCACUUUUGGAAUUAGCAAGAAUGGAGAAUGGUGUGUUGGGAAAUGCUUUGGAAGGUGUACAUGUAGAAGAGGAAGAAGGAGAAAAAACAGAAGAGGAAUCCCUAGUAGAAAAUAACGAGAACAUGGAUGAGGAAGCAAGGGAAGAGUUGAGAGAACAGGUUUAUGACGCCAUGGGAGAGAAGGAAGAAUCCAAAAAAACAGAAGGCAAGUCUCUGUCAAAGCCUGAAACUGCUAAAGAACAGGAGAGUGAAAUGGAGAAGGGUGGAAGAGAAGAUAUGGAUAUAAGUGAGCCUACAGAGGAGCGACAAGAAAAAGUUGAAUUGAUCCCUGAUCAGUUAACUGAAACCUCCGAAGAGGCCAAAGGAACAGCAACAUCAGAAGGUCUAAGUGAAGCUGAGGUUACUUCUGGGAAACCAGAACAGGAAACAUCAGAUGCUGAGAAAGAAACUGACAUCCCAGAAGAGUGUAGAGAAAAAGUUCAGGAAACACAGGGAGAAGUGAUUGACAGCAUAGAGGAGAAACAAAAAGAAGUUUCUGAAGAGCAGCCUGUUGGGACUUUAGAAAAGCAGAACACUGCAAUAGAGGUAGAGGCAGAGCCUGUAGACCCCGCAGUCAAGCCAGCGGAUGUGGGUGGGGAUGAACCAAAGGAGCAGGGAGCUACCUCUGCAAAUGAAUUAGGGAAUGCUGGUCUCAAGGAGCAGCUGUUAGGGCAAGAAGUGCCUCCUGCAGAAGAGUCACCAGUGGUGACAUCAGAGGCUGUGGAGGUCCCAGAUACAGAUGUGGGAUCAGAAGUCUCUGAGAAGCCUGCGCAGGAGGCCACAGUCGUCCCCCAGGAUGCAGCAGUGAAUGGACUGUCAGUCACAGCAGAUCAGACUGGUGCUGACCCACAGCCUCCUGCAGAAAGAUUGACAGAAACAAAAGAUGGCUCACAACUAGAGGAGGUCAGGGCUGAACUGGCUGCCAGCCAGGUGGCUAAGCUACCCCUAGAAGAAUCUGAGGCAGCUGGUGAUGGGGUUGAGGCAAAGGUAGCCCAAGGGCUUACUGAGCAAUCACCUGAAGACAAAGUUAAGAUAGCUGCUAAUGAAGAAACUCGAGAGAGAGAAGAACAGAUGAAAGAGGGAGAAGAAGCUGAAGGCUCAGAAGAGGAGGAUAAAGAAAAUGACAAAGCUGAAGAAACACUGAAUGACUCAGUUCUUGAAAAUAAAUCUAUUACAGAAAAUGAGGAAGAGGAGAUUGGGAACCUGGAACUUGCCUGGGAUAUGUUGGAUUUAGCAAAGAUCAUUUUUAAAAGGCAAGAAACAAAAGAAGCCCAGCUUUAUGCUGCACAGGCACAUCUUAAACUUGGAGAAGUUAGUGUUGAAUCUGAAAACUACAUUCAAGCUAUAGAAGAGUUCCAGGCUUGCCUGAACCUGCAACAACAGUACCUGGAAGCCCAUGACCGGCUCCUUGCAGAGACCCACUACCAGCUGGGGUUGGCUUACGCAUACAACUCUCAGUAUGAUGAAGCAGUGGAACAGUUCAGCAGAUCUAUUGAAGUCAUUGAGAAGAGAAUGGCUGUGCUCAAUGAGCAGAUGAAGGAGGCUGAAGGAUCACCUGCUGAAUAUGAGAAAGAAAUUGAGGAGCUCAAAGAACUGCUUCCCGAAAUCAGAGAGAAGAUAGAAGAUGCAAAGGAAUCUCAGCAUAGUGGGAAUGUAGCUGAAUUGGCUUUAAAAGCUGCUCUGGUGGGGAGCUCUAAUUCAGGAUUCACUUCGAGUGGAGGAAGCUCUUCAGUCUCCAUGAUUGCCAGUAGAAAGCCAACAGAUGGUGCUUCUUCAUCAAGUUGUGUGACUGAUAUUUCCCACCUUGUUAGAAAGAAGAGGAAACCAGAGGAAGAGAGCCCCCGGAAAGAUGAUGCAAAAAAAGCCAAACAGGAGCCGGAGGUGAACGGAGGCAGCGGGGAUGCAGCAGUCCCCAGUGGAAAUGAAGUUUCGGAAAACGUGGAGGAGCCUGAGAAUCGACCCGAAAGCCGAGCAGCAAUGGAGGGGACAGUGGAGGCUGGAGCCACAGUUGAAAGCACUGCAUGCUAAGAGGGUGUAGAGCCUUCCUUCACGGGAAAGUGUUUUUUGUACAUAAUGUAUUUUUUCACUUUUGGGGGAUUCUUUUUGUAUAACUUCAAUAAAGAUUGUAAGCAAAGGA